Galeopterus variegatus (Sunda flying lemur) is the source of this 4665-nucleotide messenger RNA. It is a transcript of the gene PCDH17, whose product is annotated as protocadherin 17. The transcript is spliced from 4 exons. Gene Ontology annotation, biological process: homophilic cell-cell adhesion. Gene Ontology annotation, cellular component: plasma membrane. Lineage: Eukaryota; Metazoa; Chordata; Mammalia; Dermoptera; Cynocephalidae. The coding region runs from base 869 to 4366 and encodes 1165 amino acids. Gene Ontology annotation, molecular function: calcium ion binding. The record is from RefSeq and is a predicted model, not a curated record.
UUUUCCGAGGAAGAGAGGGAGGAGCCUGGUGGGGAGAGGAAACUACAAAUCGGGACACUAGUUCUUUACGCUGCAUUUCCUCCCCUCCCUUUGGCUGCUCGGAAAGGAGAGAGAGAAAAUACGCUUGGCUGGGAGAUGCAGUCCGCCACCGCCGCUGCCUCAGCCAGCAAUGCAAGAUUAGAUCUCUAAAUGCAGCAAAACACUGCCUGAAAACCGACCAGCCCGCGCAGCAAGCAGACAUUUCACGGUGCGCCGGGGGAGCUUCAAAAUAUAUCUGUGACUCUCUCUUCGUUGCUCCUCAACCCCAUCAACUUCAUCACGGGAGACGAGUAACAAGUAAGGAUUUCUCUUUCCGAUCUGCCUGGAGACACACCUCCCCGCACCCUCCCCCACCCGAUGUGAAGAGUAUUCCGGAGGCUACGGGCGGGAGUAGAUUUGCAGAGCCCUAGUGGGAGCGAGGAAAACCUACCGAUUCUUUAGCUCAUUAUCAUCCCUCCCAGACGUGAUUUCCUUCUUAUCGCCGUCCUCAUCGCUCAAGUUUGAGCCUCCCGUAGUCCGGGCGAGAGAGACAGAACCCCGGGUUCGCCCGCAGCCGCCAAGGAGCCGCCGCCUUGCUCUGAUCCCCUGCAGCUCCGUUGCGCCGCUGCUUCUCGCCUAGUGCGGAUGCUGUAGAUCAACAGGUUCGGGGAACUUGAGCAGAAUAAGGAGAGACCGCCCGGUGCCGCAGCCCCGGUGCGGGGGAAGAAAGGACUCACAGACUUGUGGCUCGCGCUUCUCUCACACGCUGCGCCCGGGCCCCAGGCUGGCUCGCACCCACCCGCUCAUCCCUCCAGUCCGGCUGCUCCUGCCCCCACCCCACCGGUCUGGGAUGUACCUUUCCAUCUGUUGCUGCUUCCUUCUAUGGGCCCCUGCCCUGACGCUCAAAAACCUCAACUACUCGGUGCCGGAGGAGCAAGGGACCGGCACGGUGAUCGGCAACAUCGGCAAGGAUGUUCGACUGCAGCCCGGGCUUCCGCCGGCUGAACGCGGCGGCGGCGGCGGCGGCGGCGGCGGCGGGCGCAGCAAGUCGGGUAGCUACCGGGUGCUGGAGAACUCGGCGCCGCUCCUGCUGGACGUGGACCCCGACAGCGGGCUCAUCUACACCAGGCAGCGCAUCGACCGCGAGUCCUUGUGCCGCCACAACGCCAAGUGCCAGCUGUCCCUCGAGGUAUUCGCCAACGACAAGGAGAUCUGCAUGAUCAAGGUAGAGAUCCAGGACAUCAACGAUAAUGCGCCUUCCUUCCCCUCCGACCAGAUCGAAAUGGACAUCUCAGAAAACGCGGCCCCCGGCACCCGCUUUCCCCUCACCAGCGCACAUGACCCCGACGCGGGCGAGAACGGGCUCCGCACCUAUCUGCUCACGCGCGACGACCACGGCCUCUUUGCACUGGACGUCAAGUCCCGCGGCGACGGCACCAAGUUCCCAGAGCUGGUCAUCCAGAAGGCGCUGGACCGUGAGCAGCAGAACCACCACACGCUCGUGCUGACUGCCCUGGAUGGCGGCGAGCCGCCGCGCUCCGCCACAGUGCAGAUCAACGUGAAGGUGAUCGACUCCAACGACAACAGCCCGGUCUUCGAGGCGCCCUCCUACCUGGUGGAACUGCCCGAGAACGCCCCGCUGGGCACCGUGGUCAUCGAUCUGAACGCCACCGAUGCUGAUGAGGGGCCCAACGGCGAAGUGCUCUACUCCUUCAGUAGCUACGUGCCCGACCGCGUGCGGGAGCUCUUCUCCAUCGACCCCAAGACAGGCCUGAUCCGUGUUAAGGGCAACCUGGACUAUGAGGAGAAUGGGAUGCUGGAGAUCGAUGUGCAGGCCCGAGACCUCGGGCCUAACCCUAUCCCGGCCCACUGCAAGGUCACAGUCAAGCUUAUUGACCGCAACGACAACGCGCCGUCUAUCGGUUUCGUCUCCGUGCGCCAGGGGGCGCUGAGCGAGGCCGCCCCUCCCGGCACCGUCAUAGCCCUGGUGCGGGUCACUGACCGAGACUCGGGCAAGAACGGGCAGCUGCAGUGUCGGGUCCUAGGCGGAGGAGGGACUGGCGGCGGCGGCGGCCUGGGUGGGCCCGGGGGUUCCGUCCCCUUCAAGCUUGAGGAGAACUACGACAACUUCUACACUGUGGUUACUGACCGCCCGCUGGACCGCGAGACACAGGACGAGUACAAUGUGACAAUCGUGGCGCGGGAUGGGGGCUCGCCUCCACUCAACUCCACCAAGUCGUUCGCGGUCAAGAUUCUGGACGAGAAUGACAACCCACCUCGUUUCACCAAGGGACUCUACGUGCUGCAGGUGCAUGAGAACAACAUCCCAGGAGAGUACCUGGGCUCCGUUCUCGCCCAGGAUCCCGACCUGGGUCAAAACGGCACAGUAUCCUACUCCAUUCUGCCCUCGCACAUCGGCGACGUGUCCAUCUAUACCUAUGUGUCUGUGAACCCCACCAACGGAGCCAUAUAUGCCCUGCGCUCCUUUAACUACGAGCAGACCAAGGCCUUUGAGUUCAAAGUGCUUGCUAAGGACUCGGGCGCGCCCGCGCACCUGGAGAGCAACGCCACUGUGAGGGUGACAGUGCUAGACGUGAAUGACAACGCGCCGGUGAUCGUCCUGCCUACACUACAAAACGACACCGCUGAGCUGCAGGUGCCGCGCAACGCUGGCCUAGGGUACCUGGUAAGCACCGUGCGCGCCCUAGACAGCGACUUCGGCGAGAGCGGGCGUCUCACCUACGAGAUUGUGGACGGCAACGACGAACACCUGUUUGAGAUCGAUCCGUCCAGCGGCGAGAUCCGCACGCUGCACCCCUUCUGGGAGGACGUGACGCCCGUGGUGGAGCUGGUGGUGAAGGUGACCGACCACGGCAAGCCCACCCUGUCCGCGGUGGCCAAGCUCAUCAUCCGCUCGGUGAGCGGCUCCCUGCCUGAGGGGGUACCCCGGGUGAAUGGCGAGCAGCACCACUGGGACAUGUCGCUGCCGCUCAUCGUGACUCUGAGCACUAUCUCUAUCAUCCUCCUAGCGGCCAUGAUCACUAUCGCCGUCAAGUGCAAGCGCGAGAACAAGGAGAUCCGCACUUACAACUGCCGCAUCGCAGAGUACAGCCACCCGCAGCUGGGCGGGGGCAAGGGCAAGAAGAAGAAGAUCAACAAAAAUGAUAUCAUGCUGGUGCAGAGCGAAGUGGAGGAGAGGAACGCCAUGAACGUCAUGAACGUGGUGAGCAGCCCCUCCCUGGCCACCUCCCCCAUGUAUUUCGACUACCAGACCCGCCUCCCCCUCAGCUCGCCCCGGUCGGAGGUGAUGUACCUCAAACCAGCUUCCAACAACUUGACUGUCCCCCAGGGGCACUCGGGCUGCCACACCAGCUUCACCGGACAAGGGACUAAUGCAAGCGAGACCCCCGCCACGCGGAUGUCCAUAAUUCAGACAGACAAUUUUCCCGCAGAGCCCAAUUACAUGGGCAGCAGGCAGCAGUUUGUUCAAAGUAGCUCCACGUUUAAGGACCCAGAAAGAGCCAGCCUGAGAGACAGUGGGCACGGGGACAGUGAUCAGGCUGACAGUGACCAAGACACUAACAAAGGCUCCUGCUGUGACAUGUCUGUUAGGGAGGCACUCAAGAUGAAAACUACUUCAACUAAAAGCCAACCACUUGAACAAGAACCAGAAGAGUGCAUUAAUUGCACAGAUGAAUGCCGAGUGCUUGGUCAUUCUGACAGGUGUUGGAUGCCACAGUUCCCUGCAGCCAAUCAGGCUGAAAAUGCAGAUUACCGCACAAAUCUCUUUGUACCCACAGUUGAAGCUAAUGUUGAGACUGAGACUUACGAAACUGUGAAUCCCACUGGGAAAAAGACUUUUUGUACAUUUGGAAAAGACAAGCGAGAGCACACUAUUCUCAUUGCCAAUGUUAAACCUUAUUUAAAAGCCAAACGUGCCCUGAGCCCUCUCCUCCAAGAGGUCCCCUCAGCAUCAAGCAGCCCAACUAAGGCAUGCAUUGAGCCUUGCACCUCAACAAAAGGCUCCCUGGAUGGUUGUGAAGCAAAACCAGGAUCCCUGGCUGAAGCAAGCGGGCAGUACUUGCCCACCGACAGUCAGUAUCUGUCGCCCAGUAAGCAACCGAGAGACCCUCCCUUCAUGGCUUCCGAUCAGAUGGCAAGGGUCUUCGCGGAUGUGCAUUCCAGAGCCAGCCGGGAUUCCAGCGAGAUGGGUGCAGUUCUCGAGCAGCUUGACCACCCCAACAGGGAGCUGGGCAGAGAGUCCGUGGAUGCUGAGGAAGUUGUGAGAGAAAUUGAUAAGCUUUUGCAGGACUGCCGUGGAAAUGACCCUGUGGCUGUGAGAAAGUAAAAAAAAAAAAAAAAAAAAAAGGCACUGGCAUUUUAUGUCUCCUCUGUCGAUUUAAACAUGAUCCCUCCUGGUGACAACCCGUUUUACAGGGAUGAAGAAAGACCAAUGCUGCUUUAAGGCUUUUAGUGAACAUCUGAAGUGCCCACAAGUAUGUUCUUUUCACUGCUGUUUCUUUUUCAGAGAUAACAAUGGUUUUGUUUUGACUGAACUUAUAUUAGGACAGAAUUAAUGAUGCUUAAAGAGAAAAUAAAAAGAGAAGAAAAAGGAGAGAAGAAAAAGGAGGAGGAUGAGGCAAGUUA